Penicillium soppii is the source of this 840-nucleotide messenger RNA. RefSeq names its product putative plasma membrane ammonium transporter (Ato3). Gene Ontology annotation, cellular component: plasma membrane. The record is from RefSeq and is a predicted model, not a curated record. Bases 1 to 840 code for a protein of 279 amino acids. Gene Ontology annotation, molecular function: acetate transmembrane transporter activity. The transcript is spliced from 5 exons. NCBI's taxonomy places the organism in Eukaryota, Fungi, Ascomycota, Eurotiomycetes, Eurotiales, Aspergillaceae.
AUGUCGGACGACAAUAUCAGCGACAAACAUGAGACCUCCACGGCGGAGAUGCUCCGCCGUUAUCAAACCGCGGACAGUGUCUUACUUCCUAUUCCACGCGAUGCCUUUGAAAAAUUAUACCUCAGCCCCAAGACUCCAAAUGCGGGCAAGCUGCGAUCUACUUUUGGAAAUCCCACGCCGAUCUGCUUGAUGGGUUUCUUGCUUGCUGCAACCCCAACGGCAAUGCUUACCAUGGGCUGGAGAGGGGCAGGUGGAAAUGGCGGUGCCAUUAUACCGGUCUAUAUCUUUUUCGGGGCAAUGGUGCAGAUAUUUGGCGCAAUUGGAGAAUGGAUUCUGGGAAAUACAUUUUCUUGUGCUCUGUUCUUCACGUAUGGCACUUUUUGGCUAGUUCAGGGUACAUCGCUUAUGCCAUUUUUCGCGGUUGGCACAAUGUACUCACCCACGGGUAACACAUUGGAGGGCAUGCAAACCGCCGAAUACAGCGCUACAGUCGGACUCUACUACGUCUCCCUCGCAAUCCUCACCUUCAUCUAUUUAAUCUGCUCCAUUCGCACGAAUGUCUGCCUCUUCCUUGCGCUAUUUUUGCUUGUGAUCACCUUUGGGCUGUUUGCAGGAACCUAUUUCCAAAUGGCAUUGGGUAAUCUUGUUCUGGCUGCCAAACUACAAAAGGCCGCGGGCGCUUUUAAUUUCGCACUCUGCCUCCCGAUCUGGCAUAUCUUCAUUGCACAAAUCCUUGACGCCGUUGAUUUCCCGGUUUCACUACCUGUAGGUGAUUUGAGUACAGUCAUCCUUGGAAAAAGUCAGAAGGCGCGCAAGCGUGAGGUUGAAGGACAGAAUUAG